Trichoplax adhaerens is the source of this 1248-nucleotide messenger RNA. RefSeq lists its product as uncharacterized. The transcript has 11 exons. Gene Ontology annotation, cellular component: cytosol; lysosome; late endosome. Gene Ontology annotation, biological process: endosomal transport. Lineage: Eukaryota; Metazoa; Placozoa; Uniplacotomia; Trichoplacea; Trichoplacidae. The record is from RefSeq and is a predicted model, not a curated record. Bases 1 to 1248 code for a protein of 415 amino acids.
AUGGCAAUAGCUAGAAAUGAUCACCGCGUUAAAGGCGUGAGCUUUUGCAAGCCAGGAAGACGCUUUCCAGUAGUUGAGAAGAAAGAACGCCUCUGGUGUAGUCAAAACAAUAGUAGAAAGUAUCAGCCAUUACCUGAUGAUGGAGAGAUUUGCGCUGCUAUAGCGCAGGAAAUAGGAAUUGGUGCAGACCUCAAUGUGUACAGCGAAAGUCGUGAUAGCUGUAACAAAGUAAGCCAAAAACCUGUGUACGAAAUUGACGGAAAAAUUUGGCCUAUGGUUAUUUAUGAAAAGACUCAUUCGAAACUUACGGAAAUAAAUGAAUUCCUGACAGCUGGUGUUCCUUUUGGUACUCCUGUGGAUUUAAAUCCUUCAACAGCUAAGCUUCAAGCUAAGUUUACAACCUCAAUCAAUCCUCAAAAAAAGUAUAAUAGAGCAGGAAUUUCAGAUGUAUGGGACUUAUACGGAUCUGUCAUGUGUAAGGUGGAUUUCGAAGGAAAACCAGAUAUCACCGCUACUCUCUUUGUUUCGCCUAAAAGCCCUGCUUUAAUUGGGGUUCAGAUGCAUCCUUGUGUCUACGUGGACGAGUCUGAUGAAAGCACAAAAGGUAGCUUUCUACGGCGAAAAAUUCGCUUCUCGCCGCCAACAGAGCUAUUCAAUCUAUGCAACUAUAUAUCACCAAUGCCUUCACUACCAAUCAAAGGAAUUUAUGAAAUGAAGGGAGACCAAGUUGUAAAAGUGUCCCUUAACCUUCAACUUGAUGGGAGUGUUACCAAUUCGUUUGAAUAUUGCGAAGUUUACAUUCCAAUAUUUAACAGGGGUCCCAUUUUAAAAAUUGAAGUCUCUGCGGGGACUUCUAAUGUAGGUCCUGUAGCGCUUGCUCAAGAUAAAAAAAGAAUAAUUUGGAAUAUUGGUACAAAAUUUCCGCGUAAUUUAGAAGCUACUUUGAACGCUGUUGUAUUGUUUGGUAAUAAAAUAACUGAUAAAGUGCAUGUUGAUGAUGAAUUCUGUAUCGGAAAAAAUGCCUAUGCACAGAUUCGCUUUAAGAUAAACAGUUUUACUUUUAGCAGUUGUCAGCUGGAUCCUCAUUCUGUUAAUACGUCUCCGAACGCUCAUUACAAAUCAAAUUAUGUUACCGAAUUUGCGGCAUCGCAGUAUCGAAUAUGGAAUUCGUUUGGUGAUGCACCGAUUGCAUUGACUCAGAAUCUGCAGAACGAGGUCUCUGAGAAGAAAUUAAGUCAGCAAUAUUAA